AUGAGCGACACAUCGCAGGUGUCGGACGCCGUCUUGACGCAAAUCCUCGGGCAGCUGCAGGCCCUCCAGGUCUCGCAACAAGCUUUGCAAGCCAAGCUCGAUGCGCUCACCAGCCCGACCCGCUCUCCCCCGCUCGCGCCAGUCGCCAACGGCAUACCCAUCCCCGGCGCCUCAGGCUCGCCGUCCGCCGCGCCGCAGCCGCUCUCGCCCAUCGGCUCGCUAGACAAGGUGAUCAGCGACAAAGAGCGCGAAAAGGCGCUCUACCCCCAGCGCGUCAUCCUCACCACGUACCCCGACCAACACGGGAUCAGGCCCUUCCCGCUCCAAUGGGGCGCCUCCGACCCGAGCGUCCGCGGGCCCGUCAUCUGCUCCCGCCUGCCCUCGUCCAUCAAACAGCGCAACGCGCUCGGCGCCCACUCCGGCUCCUACUCGAUCUACCGCGCGCUCGCCAUCGCCCUCGGCACGCUCUCGCCCUCGCACAAGCCCGACUACGCCCACACCGAGCCGCCCGUCGCGAUCCCGCCCGUCCCCGCCUGGGCCGACCCCGCCAAGAUCGUGUCCUUCGACCCCUGGGGCCACCUCGUCCCGCAGGUGUUCAAGAGGGAGCUCGAGGAGCUCGGGCUCGACGUCCGCCCGAGCAUCGCCGUCACCCGCGCGCAUAUCAAGCUGAGCGAGAUCGACGAGAGCGUCAGGAAGGGCGAGAUCGCGGUCGACGGGAAGAUCGUGAUCAAGAGCCGGCCGCUCAGGAACGAGGACGGGAGCGAGAGUCAGGCCGAUCCCGGGGUCGAGAUCAGCGUGAGCAAGGCGGCGGUCGACCCGGUGUGGUAUCUGCCCGGCGUCGCGGAGCGGUUCGGGAUUUCAGAGAGCUUGCUCCGCCGCGCGUUGUUUGAGGACACGGGAGGGAUGUACCCCGAGCUUAUCACCCGUCCGGACAUCAAGGUCUUCCUCCCGCCCAUCGGCAACUUGACCGCCUACAUCUUCGGCAACCCCGCGUAUCUGCGCGACGAGUCGAAGGAACUCACCCUCCGCGUCCACGACGAAUGUAACGGCUCAGACGUGUUCGGCUCGGACAUCUGUACCUGCAAACCCUAUCUCGUGUACGCCAUCGAAGAGUGCGUGCGCUGCGCUCAGCGCGGAGGCGUCGGCGUCGUCGUCUACUUCCGCAAGGAGGGCCGCGCCCUCGGCGAGGUCACCAAGUACCUCGUGUACAACCUCCGCAAGCGCGGCGGCGACUCGGCGGACAAGUACUUCAAGUCGACCGAGCUCAUCGCCGGGGUGAAGGACAUGCGUUUCCAGGCGCUCAUGCCCGACGUCCUGCACUGGCUCGGGAUCACCAAGAUCCACAACAUGGUCUCGAUGAGCGACAUGAAGUACAACGCGAUCGUGCAGUCGGGCAUCCCCAUCGUCAAGCGGUACGACAUCCCCGAACACCUCAUCCCGCCCGACUCGCGCGUCGAGAUCGACGCGAAGAUCGCCGCGGGCUACUUCACGAGCGGCAAGAAGGUCACCGAGGCCGACCUCGCGAAGACCGUGGGCCGCGCCUGGGAGGAGACCGAACAUUGA
Molecule: messenger RNA, 1563 nt
Organism: Punctularia strigosozonata HHB-11173 SS5
Lineage: Eukaryota; Fungi; Basidiomycota; Agaricomycetes; Corticiales; Punctulariaceae
Exons: 9
Coding region: 1-1563 (520 amino acids)
Biological process (GO): riboflavin biosynthetic process
Molecular function (GO): GTP cyclohydrolase II activity
Source: RefSeq, a predicted model, not a curated record